AUGUUUAAUCAGUUACUGGUUAAACCAGUUCAACGAACCUGGAACAGUUCCCAUCUCUUCCCACUAAAACCCCGAUUUUGGCUUCCACGAAACACCCUCACCACCAUACCUGAAUCUCCACCGCCUUCCGAAGACGCCACCGUAGCAAAACUCGUCCUCGAAUCAGAUCCGUCAUCCCUCCCUGAAACCCUAUCAAACCACUCUUUCGAAUGGACCUCACAGCUAGUCAACAGCGUUCUCAAGCGUCUAUGGAACCACGGACCCAAAGCCCUACAAUUCUUCAAACACCUAGAACGCCACCCAACUUACAUUCACUCCUCAUCAAGCUUCGAACUCGCCAUUGACAUUGCAGCCCGAUUGCGCGAAUACAACGCCGCCUGGGCUUUAGUGGGCCGAAUGCGGGCUCUCCGUAUCGGCCCGACUCCUCGAGCAUUCGCUAUCCUCGCUGAAAGGUAUGCGACCGGCGGGAAAGCCCACCGGGCUGUGAAAGUGUUUUUGUCUAUGCAUGAACAUGGUUGUUACCAGGAUCUGAAUUCAUUCAACACAAUCCUCGAUGUUCUCUGCAAAACAAGGCGUGUUGAAAUGGCGCAUAGUUUGUUCAAAACAUUCAAAGGUUAUGAAGGAGAUGGUGGAGAGAGGAAUUACGCCGACGAUGGUUACUUAUAA
Molecule: messenger RNA, 666 nt
Organism: Vicia faba (fava bean)
Lineage: Eukaryota; Viridiplantae; Streptophyta; Magnoliopsida; Fabales; Fabaceae
Source: the annotation of a GenBank genome assembly